UGUGGUGUACCCAGCCACGGUCCGAUAUAAGGAGGAUCGCCGCGCCCUGCAUCACACACCACAUUCUCCCUCCAUCACCAGCAUCAUCUUCCCCUCGUCCUCCUUCUGCUGCGUCAUGAAGUGUGCUGUGGCGGCGUUAGCGGUGGUGGUGGUGGCGGCGGCGGCGACGCUGGGGGAGGCGCGCCCCGACACUGUUUUCAAUUACGAGGGCGAGGACCACAAGCACUACCAGAAGGGCGACACCGGCAGGAAGGUGGAGGGCUACUACAGUUGGAUAUCCCCUGAGGGGCAAGAGUUCUACGUGAAGUAUGUGGCGGACGAGUUGGGCUACCGCGUGCUGGAAUCUAACGCCCUGCCAGUCAGCUCCUGGGGCGCCACGCCGGACGGACACCAGGGCAACCUUGAUCCCUACUACGGCGAAGCGCAAGUUGCCAGCCACUAACCACCAAGUCUCCCCUGCUGGCCCACACCUAUUGAUCGCCAGCCGUUCAGUCACACCGACCCACCCAAGCAAUCUGCCCGCAAAUCCUCCUACUGAUCUAUCCCUUCUGCCCACCCACUAACCUACUGGCGCUAUCUGCUCGCCCAUCAACCAGCCUGCUGCCAUACUGAUCCGCCCACACCGUCCGCCUGUCCAUUGCCACGCUCACGUCCCUACAACCACGCCCUUACUGCCCCGCCUGCGUCGCCUGCCCGCCUACAGACCAUCCAACGCUUCCCGCCCACACCAUUCAGCUGACCACUAGAGGUCUGGCAGACGGACUCACUCGCGCCCACAGUAACAACAGCGAAUGAAUAUAGAAGCACACUGUUUACGUAGUUCCAUUAAAUAUAGCUAAAUAACA
Messenger RNA from Portunus trituberculatus (swimming crab), 845 nucleotides. RefSeq names its product larval cuticle protein III/IV-like. The record is from RefSeq and is a predicted model, not a curated record. The transcript is spliced from 3 exons. Gene Ontology annotation, molecular function: structural constituent of chitin-based larval cuticle. Bases 116 to 442 code for a protein of 108 amino acids. Gene Ontology annotation, cellular component: chitin-based extracellular matrix. NCBI's taxonomy places the organism in Eukaryota, Metazoa, Arthropoda, Malacostraca, Decapoda, Portunidae.